CUUUCGCAAACAUCACCAUUGCACGGCGCUCUCAGAUUUGAAAUGUCUGACACCGAGAUGGCUGGAGGUGUCGCACUGCCGGAGCGUCCUGCGCAGCUUGAGGCAAUGGACAUCGACACGCCGAAAGCAGCAGCAGCAACCAUUUCGGUUGCGGAUUCCACUUCGACCAGCAGACGCCCAGUGAACGUCGAGAAGCCGAAUCCAUACACUUUCGAUCUGGGGAACCUUCUCGCCAACGACCCCAAUCCCGUCCCCUCCAAUCCAGACGAAGAAACGCUUCGAAGCAUCGCCCGCGAUGCCGGCCAGUCUCUGAUCAACCAGCUGCUUAGCACCUGCGAAAUCAAGUCCUCAAGCGAUGGCGUGCACCUCGUCCUCCCGCCAACCACCACGCCUCUCCCUCGCGAGAAGCCCAUUCCCGCCGAAAAGGCGCCCACCAAGUGGGAGCUCUUUGCCAAGAAGAAGGGUAUCAAGGACAAGAAGCGCGAGGGCAAGAUGGUUUACGACGAGGCGAGCGGCGAGUGGGUUCCGAAGUGGGGGUACAAGGGUAAGAAUAAGGACGGGGAGAACGACUGGCUUGUGGAGGUUGAUGACAAGAAAGAGCGGGAGAGUGGCGAGGCGCAUGACCAAAGGGCGGAGGGUAGAAGAGAGCGGAAGGAGAGGGUUAGGAGGAAUGAGAGGAAGCAAAGGGCGAAUGACCGGAGUUCUAGAAAGUCUGGUUAGGGAGAUGGAAGGACUGGGAUUUGAGAGGGAUGAGCAGAUGGGCGAGGCUUCUUCAUGAUUGCAUUGGGCGGCGUUAUGGAUAUCUGGGCAGAGUUUCCAGAGGUUUGGCGCAUACGGCUCGAAAAUGGUGGCAUCAGUGAGGUUUCUCUUCCGUGAGCCGUAGCCAACCCUCGAGACAAAAUGGUCUUCGAACUACCGGACAUAUCAUGGUUUACAGUUCCACCAAUCUCAAAAUUGCUCUAUGGAGUCUCUCCAUUCUAGAGCUUUCCUGUC
This is a messenger RNA of Trematosphaeria pertusa, 993 nucleotides long. RefSeq names its product RRS1-domain-containing protein. The transcript has 2 exons. The record is from RefSeq and is a predicted model, not a curated record. Gene Ontology annotation, biological process: ribosomal large subunit biogenesis; endonucleolytic cleavage in ITS1 to separate SSU-rRNA from 5.8S rRNA and LSU-rRNA from tricistronic rRNA transcript (SSU-rRNA, 5.8S rRNA, LSU-rRNA); ribosome biogenesis. Gene Ontology annotation, cellular component: nucleolus; preribosome, large subunit precursor; nucleus. Lineage: Eukaryota; Fungi; Ascomycota; Dothideomycetes; Pleosporales; Trematosphaeriaceae. Gene Ontology annotation, molecular function: protein binding. The coding region runs from base 43 to 720 and encodes 225 amino acids.